Messenger RNA from [Torrubiella] hemipterigena, 1944 nucleotides. NCBI's taxonomy places the organism in Eukaryota, Fungi, Ascomycota, Sordariomycetes, Hypocreales, Clavicipitaceae. The record is from the annotation of a GenBank genome assembly.
AUGGCUUCCUCAAUGGCUUUCAGGAGACUCGCCUCCUCCAACUCGGUCGCUUCGUCCCUCCGACAGGCCCGAGCCUUCUCCACGACGCGACCUGCUGCUCGAAUUAUCACAAAUGCUCCUCUCCGCGCCAAGGAGGCUUCUCCUUUUGUCAGCAGCAAGUACCCCGUCAUUGAUCACGAGUACGAUGCCCUCGUCAUUGGUGCCGGUGGUGCUGGUCUCCGUGCCGCUUUCGGUCUCGCUGAGGCCGGCUUCAACACCGCGUGUAUCUCUAAGCUCUUCCCGACCCGAUCGCACACCGUCGCUGCGCAGGGCGGCAUCAACGCUGCUCUCGGCAACAUGCACGAGGAUGACUGGAGAUGGCACAUGUACGAUACCGUCAAGGGUUCCGAUUGGCUUGGCGACCAGGAUGCCAUUCACUACAUGACCCGUGAGGCUCCCGCUUCUAUUGUCGAACUCGAGAACUAUGGCUGCCCCUUCUCCCGUACCGAGGAAGGCAAGAUUUACCAGCGUGCCUUUGGUGGUCAGUCCCGCGACUACGGCAAGGGUGGCCAGGCUUACCGCUGCUGCGCUGCCGCUGACAGAACCGGCCACGCCCUUCUGCACACCCUGUACGGCCAGUCUCUGCGCCACAACACCAACUACUUCAUUGAGUUCUUCGCUCUCGACCUUAUCAUGGAGGAUGGUGAGUGCCGUGGUGUGCUCGCCUACAACCAGGAAGAUGGUACCCUCCACAGAUUCCUUGCCAACAACACCGUCCUUGCUACCGGUGGUUACGGACGUGCCUACUUCAGCUGCACGUCUGCUCACACUUGCACUGGUGACGGUAUGGCCAUGGUUGCUCGCGCUGGUCUCCCCAACCAGGAUCUCGAGUUCGUCCAGUUCCACCCUACCGGUAUCUACGGCGCUGGCUGCUUGAUUACUGAGGGUGCCCGUGGUGAGGGUGGUUACCUCCUUAACUCCGAGGGUGAGCGUUUCAUGGAGCGUUAUGCUCCUACCGCCAAGGAUCUUGCCUCUCGUGACGUCGUUUCCCGAUCCAUGACUAUGGAGAUCCGCGACGGCCGUGGUGUUGGUGAGGAGAAGGACCACAUCUACCUCCAGCUUAGCCACUUGCCCGCCGAGGUUUUGGCUGAGCGUCUCCCCGGUAUCUCUGAGACUGCUGGUAUUUUCGCUGGUGUUGAUGUCCGCACCCAGCCCAUCCCUGUCCUUCCUACCGUCCACUACAACAUGGGUGGUAUCCCCACCCGUUACACUGGUGAGGUCCUCACUGUUGACGAGGCCGGCAACGACAAGGUCGUCCCUGGUCUGUUCGCUUGCGGUGAAGCCGCCUGCGUGUCCGUCCACGGUGCUAACCGUCUUGGUGCUAACUCCCUGCUCGAUCUUGUCGUCUUCGGCCGUGCUGUCUCGCACACCAUCCGCGACAACUUCACCCCCGGCGCCAAGCUCAAGCCUCUCUCUGCUGAUGCUGGUGCUGAGCACAUUGAGGUCCUCGACAAGGUCCGCACUGCUGAUGGCCCCAAGACCACUGCUGAGAUCCGCCUUGCCAUGCAGAAGGCCAUGCAGACUGAUGUCUCUGUCUUCCGUACUCAGGAAAGCUUGGACGAGGGUGUCCGUAAGAUGGUUGAGAUUGACGCCACCUACACCGAUGUCGGUAUCAAGGACCGCAGCAUGAUCUGGAACUCGGAUCUUGUUGAGACCCUCGAGCUCCGCAACUUGCUCACUUGCGCUACCCAAACCGCCACUGCCGCCGCCGCCCGCAAGGAGUCCCGUGGUGCCCACGCCCGUGAGGAUUACCCCGACCGUGAUGACGAGAACUGGAUGAAGCACACUCUGAGCUUCCAGAAGACACCUCAUGGCAAGGUCGACCUGUCAUACCGCAGAGUCAUUGGCACCACCCUGGAUGAGGCUGAGUGCAAGCCCGUUCCUCCUUUCAAGCGUGUAUACUAA